Molecule: messenger RNA, 2299 nt
Organism: Herpailurus yagouaroundi (jaguarundi)
Lineage: Eukaryota; Metazoa; Chordata; Mammalia; Carnivora; Felidae
Gene: CYGB
Product: cytoglobin
Exons: 4
Coding region: 440-1321 (293 amino acids)
Biological process (GO): oxygen transport
Molecular function (GO): oxygen binding; iron ion binding; heme binding
Source: RefSeq, a predicted model, not a curated record
CCCCCGAGGCCCCCCAGCGCUCCCACCACACCUACGCCCCAGCCCCGCCCGGCGGUCAAGGUCCGCGGUGGCCCGGCGGGCGCCAGCCGCGUCGCCCCCACCCCGCCCAGCCUUCACCUUGCCGGAAUUGGCUCACCGACGCGGGGUUGGGGGUUUGGAGCGGCUUUAUUUUUUUUAACAUUUUUCCAGCAGACCACAUCCCCGCCCCCCGCUCGCGGUCCCCCGCCCCCCGCACAUAUACCCUGCACACACACACACACACACACACACACACACACACACCCGGCGCGCACAGACAGACACGCUCCCUCCCUCCGGCGCGCUCUACCCCUCGCUCGCCAGCCCGCCCGCCGCGCACGCAGCCGGCCCCGGCUCCCCGCGCCCGGCGCCCCGCGCCCCGCCGCCGCCGAGCGAAGCCGGGCUGGGCUUGGAGCUGCUCAUGGAGAAAGUGCCGGGCGAGAUGGAGAUUGAGCGCAGGGAGCGGAGCGAGGAGCUGUCCGAGGCGGAGAGGAAGGCGGUGCAGGCUACGUGGGCCCGGCUCUAUGCCAACUGCGAGGACGUGGGGGUGGCCAUCCUGGUGAGGUUCUUCGUGAACUUCCCGUCCGCCAAGCAGUACUUCAGCCAGUUCAAGCACAUGACCGAGCCCCUGGAAAUGGAGCGGAGCCCCCAGCUGCGGAAACACGCCUGCCGGGUCAUGGGGGCCCUCAACACUGUCGUGGAGAACCUACAUGACCCCGAGAAGGUAUCCUCUGUGCUCGCCCUUGUGGGCAAAGCCCACGCCCUCAAGCAUAAGGUGGAGCCCGUGUACUUCAAGAUCCUCUCCGGGGUAAUUCUGGAAGUGAUCGCCGAGGAAUUUGCCAAUGACUUCCCACCAGAGACGCAGAGAGCCUGGGCCAAGCUGCGUGGCCUCAUCUACAGCCAUGUGACUGCUGCCUACAAGGAAGUGGGCUGGCCCUCCGGCCACGCUGCCCUCUUCGGGGCCAUAGGACCCCCCCCUCUCUCCUUCCCCCUCCCAGGCAGCACCCUGAGCCGAAGGCCGAGUUCUGAAGACCCUCCUUGGGUGCCAAGGAAGCUGGAGGAAUCCCUGACUCGUCUUCCCAGAAAGAGGCAGCCUCUGCUGUGGCCACGGUCCCCACCGGAGCCGCCAGGAGGUGGCGCUGGCUGCCUGGAUGCUGACCCCAGCUCAGUGGCCUGUGGGGAUGGGGUACCCUUCCUCCUCGAAGAGUUGGGCCCACCCUUCUUAGCUUUUCUACUCUCUGUCAGAGACCCAGCUGAGCAGCUGGCAGGAGUCCGGGGCAGGUCCGAGUCUCUCCGGGAAUAAACCAGCCCCGUUUCUGUCUGCCCGGCCAGCAUGCAGGUCCCGUGUCACCUAUCUAGAGCAUCACGCACACACAUCUACCAUAUAUACAGAUAUAUUCUAUAUACGAUCUAUAUAUAAAAUAUAUAUAUAUAUAUAUAUAUACAUACAUAUCUAUACUGUGUAUCUGCGGGGCCCAGGGGCCCAGAGGCACUUGGGAAGCUUGGGUUCUGCCCAUCUGCGUGCGGGGCAGGGAGGGGUCCUUGUCAUGCUUCUGGGCAGAGGACAGAGUGUUGUGGCAGAGAUGGGGGUCCCGUGUCGGAGAGAAUCUAGGCCUGUGGGCACGGUUGGGGUGACCCGAGGGCCUGGGUGGGCAGGGUUGGGGUGACCCAGCUUUGCCAGCCAAGUCCAGCCCAUUCUCUGACCAGCUCCCCACAUUCCUGCUUUCCACUUCUAGGUUAAAAAGAUUUGGCUUCCCCCGGCCCCCCCCCCCCCCCAAGGAUGUGGCUCCCUGACUUGCUCCAGCCCAUAUGGGCAAGGGCCAGCAGAGGGGCCAGCGUGUGGGACAGGAUGCCUGCCCUGGGGGAGGGGCCGUGGUAAAGAAGCCUCGAAUGCCAGCCCCAUCUGCCUUUGCUGCUUAGGAUCCCAGCAGAAGCAGGGGCUCUAUGCUACUGUCAGAGGUGACAGGCCAGAUGUCCCCAUCCCGGGGCUCUGGGGGCCUCGGGCCUCGGGCCUUCCCUCCCCACCUCCCCCCACCCUGGCUGCUGACUGGCAGUUGGUCCUGCCCACCCAUCUGGGUCAGAGAUGCGGGGGACCCCCCCCCAUGUGUGUCCCUUGGUCGUGUACCGUCCUCAAGGGUGUCUGGCUGCUGUGUGGCUGCUGUGCCUGUGUCCCCUCCCGUCCCUCCUCCUGCAGCCGUGCGUCAACUGCCUGCCCUUUUGUAGUUUCUGAUGUUUGUAACCAGUCCCAGCCGUGUCAUUAAACAGACUCGCUCUUCCCGCG